This is a messenger RNA of Rhododendron vialii, 2997 nucleotides long. RefSeq lists its product as uncharacterized. The transcript has 2 exons. Lineage: Eukaryota; Viridiplantae; Streptophyta; Magnoliopsida; Ericales; Ericaceae. Gene Ontology annotation, molecular function: RNA-DNA hybrid ribonuclease activity; nucleic acid binding. Bases 1 to 2997 code for a protein of 998 amino acids. The record is from RefSeq and is a predicted model, not a curated record.
AUGAAGCCUAUAGUGUUCCAUGCACUUGGUGACAUGAAAAAGAAAGUUCAGGAUGAUAAUCUCAAAAUUGUGGGGUUAUCGAGUCCAAUAAGACCAAGUUAUGCUGCAAACAUUACAAAAAUGUUAGUGAAAGCUGGUCUUGAUCCUGAAAAAGUAUCCACACAAACAGUAGCACCUUUUGACUCCGUGCUAACUCACGCACAAGCCAAAUCCCUUCAGCAAGGAAUUCCUAUUAUUGCCACAAGGGAAGGAUUGGGCUAUCAAGCCGCGGAAGAAAAGCUCUCUGUAAAUAUGAUUACAGUUGAAGGGGCCUCGGAUGAUGGGAUUGGAGAUGAGACACAUCCCAUACCAACACAAUCUGAAGAAGGAGGUCAGGCUACAAUUGACGAGCUUCGCGAAGUCAAUCUUGGUGAUGAAGGAGAAAAUAAGCCAACUUUCAUAAGUGCAAACUUGGCAGAGGAAAAGGCUCAAAGGUACAUGUCUUUUCUAAAAGAGCAUCACGAUGUUUUUGCACGGACCUACAACGAAAUGCCUGGACUUGAUCCUGGAGUUGCAAUUCAUAGAUUCGCAAUCCAUCCUGAGAAAUGGCCUGUUAAACAAGCGCCAAGAAGGGCACGGCCAGAAUUGAUGUCCCAAAUCGAGGCUAAAGUCGAUAAACUCCUUACAGCUGGAUUCAUCAGAGAGGUUAAAUACCCGACUUGGUUGGCAAACAUAGUCCCAGUUCCGAAAAAGAAUGGGAAAAUAUGGAUUUGUAUUGACUUCUGCGAUCUCAAUGAAGCUUGUCCUAAAGAUGAUUUUCCUUUACCCAUCACUGAACUUCUGGUUGAUGCAACCACAGGUUACGAAAUCUUGUCAUUCAUGGACGGAUAUUCGGGUUAUAAUCAAAUCCGAAUGGCUCCUGAAGAUGAAGAACUGGCAGCUUUUAGAUCUCUGAAAGGGAUCUUUUGCUACAUAGUGAUGCCUUUUGGUCUAAAAAAUGCAGGGGCAACAUACCAAAGAUCAAUGACAGUGAUAUUUGGUGAUAUGUUGCAUAACAUCGUUGAGUGCUAUGUUGAUGAUCUUGUCGCCAAAACCAGAAAUAAGGAAGAUCAUUUGGAUGACUUGAAGCAAAUUUUUGAACGCUUAAGGCGGUACAAGCUCAAGAUGAACCCGUUAAAGUGCGCUUUUGGGGUUUGUUCAGGUAAAUUCCUUGGCUUUGUAGUUCAAAGCAAAGGAAUCGAAAUUGAUCCUGCGAAAAUCAAGGCUAUCUUUGAAAUGCCUCCUCCCAAAAAUUUGAAGGAGUUGAAAGGGUUACAAGGAAGAUUAGCCUAUAUAAGAAGGUUCAUCUUUAACUUGGCAGGGCGAUGCUUGCCAUUCUCAAGGCUAAUGAAAAAGGGUGUACCCUUCGAAUGGGAUCAAUCAUGCCAAAACGCGUUUGAUAGUAUCAAGGCAUAUCUCUUGAAACCCCCGGUACUUACGAGCCCAACCAAAGGAAAACCAUUGUUGCUAUACAUUGCUGCUCUUGACUGCUCAUUGGGAGCCCUUUUGGCCCAACAUAACGAACAAGGGAAAGAACAGGCUUUGUAUUAUCUAAGUCGUACUUUGGUUGGUGCAGAACUCAACUACUCUCCGAUUGAGAAAACAUGUCUCACUUUGGUGUUCGCCUUGCAAAAGUUAAGACAUUACGUCUUGGAGCAUGAAGUCAAAUGGAUAUCAAAGGCUGACCCUUUAAAGUAUAUACUGUCAAGGCCAAUACUCUCUGGGAAAAUUGAUAAAUGGGCUAUAAUCCUCCAACAAUUUGCAAUUGAAUAUGUUUUCCAAAAAGCAAUAAAAGGUCAAGCCUUAGCAGAUUUUUUAGCAGCUCACCCUAUCCCUGAUGAUUCACCUCUAGCCAUUGAUUUACCAGAUGAGGAGGUCAUGCAAGUUGAAGCUCAAAAAGCAUGGGAGAUGUACUUCGAUGGGGCAACAAGGAGUCCAAAUGGCCAAAAGCAAGACGAUCUAAAAAAUAACAAAUCUGGAAUCGGUGUUGUGUUCGUCAAACCAAAUAAUGCCAUAAUUCCUCAUUCCUUUGCCUUGACAGAAGGAUGUUCAAACAAUGAGGCAGAAUAUGAAGCUGUAAUUGCUGGAUUGGAAUUGGCAUUGCAUGUACCGAUUGAAGAGCUCUUAGUCUAUGGAGAUUCUGAGUUGGUGAUAAAGCAGUUGCGUGGAGAAUAUAUUGUUAAAAAAGCAAGCUUGGCCCCACAUCAUGAAAGGGCUAAGCCAGUUGCUUUCACAAUUCAAGAAAGGAGAAUAACUGUUACAGUUGGAGAAAGAAGAGUUCUACAACUCUUAACUGAAAUCUCAGAAGUACUGCUAGUAUUUGCAGCCACAACAAAUGAAAGUGACGAAGAUUGGCGCAAGCCCUUUAUAAAUUACCUCCAACAUGGUAGGCUUCCAGAGGAUAAAACAAAAAGGGCAGAGGUAAGGCGUCGAGCCACAAAAUUCAUCAUGUGGAAGGACGCAUUAUACAAAAGAUCCUUGGAUGGAAUGUAUAUGCGUUGCAUAGCCAACGAACAAGCUCAUGAAGUUAUGGCGGAAGUUCAUAGUGGUGUAUGUGGAGCACACCAAAGUGGUCCAAAGUUACAUAUGCAAUUGAAACGCCUUGGAUACUAUUGGCCAACCAUGAUUUCUGACUGCAUUAAUUAUGCAAAAAGUUGCCAAGUUUGCCAAUAUCAUGGAAAUUUUAUCCAUCAGCCUCCAGAGCCUUUACAUGUGACAACAUGCUCUUGGCCAUUUGCAGCAUGGGGCAUCGAUGUUAUUGGGCCUAUCAAGCCAUCAUCCUCUGCGGGUGAUAAAUAUAUCAUAGCUGCCACUGAUUAUUUCUCAAAAUGGGCAGAAGCAAUUGCUUUGAAAGAAAUGAAGAGUGGGAAUGUCUCAGAUUUCAUCCGAACCCAUAUCAUCUAUAGGUUUGGGGUCUGUUUCCCACUUUUCCGCCGGGUAGGCGUGAGCGGAAAAUCCAAUGGCGCGUGUGCGACAUGA